AUGUUCAAACGCGCAGCAUUCAAGGAUGGUGAACGUGUCCCAAAACGCGUCCGGAUCGAUGACGGAAAUUGUCAGCCGUCGCCAUUGGCAGAUCCAGCCGCAUGGGAAAUUCUUGAGCAGUAUCUCACCACUGAUAUGACAUACCCUCAGAUGGAAGAGACGUUUUCUGCGUACCUUGGCAACCGAUACGUUGUGGACGACUGGAAGGAUGCCAGAGAUGCGUUAUUCUCUGGUGAUGAUGAUAACAGUAUCGCCUUGGCAAACCUCCGCGCCUUGAAAACUAGUCACAUACCCCUUCCCUUGUUUUCAUCAAGGACAGAUGGUUUAUUGUCAAGUGCUCCUGUUCAACAACUGCGUAGACGUCCCAAAUCGAGGAUGGUUGGUCACUUGUCAAACAUUCGUGUUCAACGAUCGGGUAGACGUCCAAAAUCGAAUCCGUACAUCAUCAGCGAAGCAGAUGAAGACGACGAGGAUGAGGACAAGGAGGAAGAAGGGGAGCGGGAUGACCUUUCUGUGCAGUUACCGAAGGUCGUACGUGAUUUUGGACCAUCAGCCAAGGAUCGGUUGGCUGCAAGAUUCGACACCAUUUUCGAUCGGGUUGAAGGAAUCGCGCCCAGUUCAUUAGAAUUGCGCCAAGCUCGCCAUUGCAUCACUAUCCCAUCCUCCCGUGUGAUCGAAGGCAGAAUGUACCUCCUUCAUGUUAACAGAAAUAGCAUAGAUUGCAUCGCUGAACACCUUCGUCACCAAGGAUUUCAUGUUACGGUGUCGAUUUGGGCAGCAGGGCAGCUUUAUGUUGUAGCAGAUAGUCCCAGAACUAUCGCAGCAUCACUUCCAACCUCACAUGCUUUCGCAGUCAAACAAUAUCUUCGAAUCUCAGAUGAAGAACGCGAAGCGGUUGAUGGUUCGUGCUCCAACCUCCCCAACCCAGCGUGGGUGAGAAUCAAAUAUGGCCAGUACAAAGGCGACAUAGGUUACGUCUUCGAUUCGGAUCAAUCGAAUGGUCUCAUCGCCAUUCUAAUUCCUCCCCGGUGCUUCCCCUAUCCCAUGCCUGGCGGAUCUGUAGCUCUAUUCGACCAAUUUCGCCUUCCGGAUAAUCAGACAGUUAGCGACCUGAUCCGUGAUGGAAAAGUUGUAGGAUGCUCUUACAAAGGAGAGCACUAUUAUAUGGGACUUUUACUGAAACAUUUUCAUUGCGAUCGCCUCGAACUUGUCGCCUCUCCUCAUGCCGAUGACAUUCGACUGCAUAUGCAGUCCGGGUUUGACACACCCUUCGUUAAGAAAACGCUAGUUGCCUUUUCAAUGCAGUUCUUACGUUUAGGGGAUUCGGCUAGGGUCAUCGCAGGGGAACUUUGUUCAAAGGUCGGUACAGUCGUCUUGACAGAUCACACUUCAGGUUCCGUGCGCUUGGAGAUGAUCUUCGAUGGACACCGAAACGAAAUCGAUGUUCGACUCGAGGAUAUAGAACAUAUCUUUUGUGUCGGCGAUCAAGUUCGAGUGGUUGCAGGACCAUACCUGGGGUUGGAGGGACAUGUUAUUCAAAUCAGUGACGACAUGUUUCACAUUUGCCAGGAUGUUUCCAAAGAAGAGGUACUCGUUUCGAGGUACUACUUGGACCGUCGCCCCUUGCAUUACACGCUUCAACCACGGCUACCCUCGCUGCAACACUUUGAGCCUCCCCCUGAGCCCGAAUCUCUACAAGUUGGAGACUACAUUGAAGUGCUUGCCGGCGAGCACUUGAAGAAAUGCGGCAUCGUGGAGUGGAUUCCAGUGGGGGGAACCAUGUUGUGGUUCCGGGAUGCGAAUGUUAUCUUGGCCGGGGAUGACGUCGAGUCUAGUGUUGUACCAUCAAGAAUUUAUGUUCCCAUGACAAUCGUUCAGCGAACCAAACUCUCAAAUACGAUAAAAUUUACCAAGGAAAGGGGGUAUGAUAUAAGGCCUGGAGACGUGGUGAGUGUUGCCCGCGGGCCAGAGUAUCAGAGGAAAGGGGUUGUACAAAGCGUCAACUUUCCAAACGCGCGCUUGACCCUUCUAUCUGACAGUGAUCACUCCCUCAUAAGUCUCAAUUACCUGGACUCGAGCAUGGCUGACCUAUCACAGGUUCAAGUCCCAAUCACAUUUGUAACAAAAAACCGCAAUGUGGACUUAGAUUCACUUAAUAAGGUUAUUCGUCAAGAAGUGUUCAUUGUUGGGGGCGACCAGAAAGGUUACCGAGCGACACUGUACAAUAUCGCUGUAGGGAUUCAUUUCUGGCUGGGCUUGUAGAGACUGUUUUUACCUUACCUUAUGUUGGCACUUUUGUAGCUUACAUAAGCAAGUUAUCUUUUCACCAGUUACCAGUAGGAGUCAGAGUACUCAGCAAGUUUUCAUGAUAAUUCCUCUCCUCUGAGCCUUGAGCCUGGUCCAGAAACCCUUUAGGGUCGAAUAGCAGCUAGGUUCUGCAAGACCCAACAUUGUUCAGACUCACUCUCUGAAUUGUUGUACCUUCA
Suillus plorans is the source of this 2486-nucleotide messenger RNA. RefSeq lists its product as uncharacterized. The record is from RefSeq and is a predicted model, not a curated record. NCBI's taxonomy places the organism in Eukaryota, Fungi, Basidiomycota, Agaricomycetes, Boletales, Suillaceae. The transcript is spliced from 6 exons. Bases 1 to 2262 code for a protein of 753 amino acids.